GUUAAGCUGAGACCCAGCAGUAGCUGAGUGACGGAAGUUUUCCAAGGUCUCAUGUGGAAUAUCAAGAUGAACCCUCUGCACACUUCAUAUGCAAGCCCUGUCUUGUAACAAGCAUGGGAUCGGGAGCCCUCCGGGAGGUUGAGGUGCCUCAUGGCCUCCAGUGGACAAAGCACAAUGCUUGCCAAGGAAAGCGCUUGCGUUGAGGAGCCGAGGGAAACGGGUUCCUUUUAGGCUUGGCCUGUAGUACCAUGAUGGGAGAGAGUCAGCAUGCUUAUGCCACCCACGAGACCGAGUCUGUCGCCCAAGACAAAGAGGUCAGCUUUGAACAGUUCAGCAAGGAAGACGUGGAUGCCUUUGACAGUCGGUUGCUGGACGGCUCAGAGUCGCGUCCACAGAAUGGGACCGAGAAUGGAUCCAACUUUGCCGGCGUCAAGGACAAGGAGCCUCAGAAUCAGAGGGAGGCUGUGAUCCGGCCCCAGCAAGCGGGCAAAAUAGACUUCAAGUCCCUCCACAACCGGCCCAAGUUUCCCAGCGACAGCCCUUGGGGGGCAGUCAAAGGGAGCCCCCAGUCUCCCACCGGGAAGGGCCGAGCGAGGGAGAAGAGCAGGCGGUCGGGGAAAGGCGAGCGGGGCCACCAGCAGCUCUAUCGGCUCACAAUCAGCAAUGCCCGGCCCAACCCGACCAUCGGAAUCGCGUACCCGCAGCAGAAGGUCACUCCCCCCAAGAAAGCUGACGUUGGCCGAGGACCCAUCUCGGGAAGCUAUCGGUUCCAUGUCCCCAGCAUCCCUGAAAGAGAGGUGGAAAUCCAACAGGAAGAUCUCAGCUUUGCCCGGAGUUUCCCAGAGGCCCCCUCAAGCCAUCUCUCUAGCAACUAUACCUCACCGACAGCAACCGCGCGCCCGAACCAUGGUGCGAAGGGACAGGGCCCCGCAGGCAUCCCUCAUGAGAAUCCUGGCACCCACGGGCCGCUACAUUAUUUGGAGUUCCAGGGUAAUGGGAAUAACUCGUGGCCUUCGCCAGAAAAAAGCCUCCCAGGUGCUAACAGCGGACUGCCUGCCCCCAAGCCUUUCCCCUUUCCCGAGAGCGGCAAAGCGAGCGUGCAUGGUUUGGGGCCUCUGUCGUUUCAGUACCCCUUCCCGCCUUUGCACGGCGCGGCCGCGGACCCGUUCCAAGGUGAAGCGCAUGCUCAAGAUUACGUUGACGCGGCGUUGGCCUCCAGCCAGGCUUCUCACGGUGCUUUCGCCUUCCAUUCUUCCUCCAGGGACUGGAAAGAGGAAGGUCUCGGCGGCGGCGGCGGCGCCUACGACAAUGUGGCCGCGGAGAGCAGGACCUAUGCGCUGGCGCCUCCUCAGCCGGCGCAGUUUCUCCCGCCACAGGCUCAAGGGCAUUUGCCUUGCUACAAAGGAAGGCACGAACACUCCACUGACCCCAAUGGUGCUAUCUCCCCUUCUGGUGCUAUCGACCCCAAACUAAGCACUUUCCAAGAAAACCCUGCCGUUUUCCCACCCAGUUUACAUGUCUCCAGCAUGCCAAAGCUGAUGGGUAAGAGGCAGCCUUUGUCGAAAGACAGCGUCACUAGUCAAAGGAUCCUGGACCCGGGUAGCUCUCUGAGAAGGACCCUGCCACCGGUCUCUCUCCCCCAAGUGCACUUUCAGAACAAGGCGUACAGCGACCCCCCAGCUAGUGGCGUCAGCCCUGGCUCUGUGCCUUUCGAGAAGAACCUUCACGCUCCGGUUCAGGCCCACCCCCGGCUCCUGCCGUCAUGGGAGGGAAGCAAAAAGGCAUACUCCCCCAUGGAACCCAGCCUCGCAGCAUAUCCCAGCCCCGUCGGUGGCCAGCUCUCGUUCGGGUGCCAUUCGGGGCAUCACGCCAAGAAGCCCUGGCAGCAUCUCCACCUCACCUCCCCGAUGCCCGGCCAGAACAGAAUCGAGCGGUCGAGGAAGCUGGCGAGCCAGAAGCUGCCUUUCCCCCUUGGGGUGUCAGAAUGGGACGGAAGCGGAAAGGCGGCCAAAAGCCCCGGCGCUUAUCCUAGCAAAGCCCUGCUGACCGGCGAAAGCGCCGUCCUCUCCAGGCACGAUCCAGGCCCCGCAAACUGUAGCUCCACAAACGCUUUCUGCUUUGAAGCAGCGAAGGAUGCUGACCCUCUCGCGGUGUGUGGUCCCCGGAACAAGUCCCUCUUCUUUGGCGCGAGCCAAGCGGUGCCACCGGCGUCCUCUCGCCUCUCUUCCACCCCGGCUCUUGUGUUACCCCCAGCGGCCUUGUCCGCAUCGCCGAGCAAUUCCCCGCUCCCGUCACCUGCCCCCAACCCCACCAGCGGCAGCACCUGCUCAUCACUCUCGUCCACUUCCAGCAGCCCCAACAGCUACGGCUUUGAAGACAGCGUGGCGCUGACCGCCUCCCCCUUCUUCCGCGCUCAGUGCCACCCGAAGGACAGCAACAAAGCCUUCCACGCCGCCGAGGCCCUGAGCUCCGGCGCCGUCCACUAUCAGACGGCCGACCCGAUCAAGGCCUUUCGCCUCCCCCAAGACACCUCCAAAGAGGAUCUCCUUUACAAAGGCCUCCCUGUGGACAGCCACUUCCACAAGCUCAGCAUGGAGACCCCCAAGGGGUGCGUGGAGGGCUUUGAGGCUGAGCUGCCUCCGCCGCCGUAUUCCUCCCACCACCUCCUGGCCAGCUCGCUGAGCAGCGCAAGCCUCGACCAACUGGAUGUGUUCCUGACCUGCAAGCAAUGUGACCAAAACUUCAGCAACCUCUCCUCGUUCUUGGAGCACCGCCAGUUCUGCAGCUCUCACACGGUGCUCCAGGGUCAAGCUAAAGAGUCUUCCCGGGGGGCAGGAAGCCGGAAGCAGCUUCACCUGCCUCCUGAGUCCCUCAAGCACACGCAAGCUAACCCGGGGCUACUCCUGCCCCCUGAGCCUCAUUUGCAACUGCUUGCUUUGAACAAGACCACGGAUUUCCUGGCAGAUGGCGAGGGCAAAGGGGAGCCCAAGGACGACUCUCUGAAAGGCAGCCAGCUUGGCAGCCUCGCCGCGAACCCCCUGCCGCUUAGCACUUCCGACUUAGAGAUAGACGACGCCAAGCUUGAUAGUCUGAUCACGGAAGCUCUGAACGGGCUGGGCUACCAGUCGGAUAACCCGGAGAUUGACAGCAGCUUCAUCGACGUGUUUGCGGAUGAAGAACUGGCAUCUGCGAAGGUCCCCAACGGUGGGGUGCCUUACAGAGCGAAAGAGAGCUCAACUUCAGGGAAGAAAACAAAGCACACGGGGAUGGACGGCAGCGUGAAGACAUUGAGCUGCUGUGGCGAGCAUCCCAGCGGAGACCCAGCCCAAAGCAGAGCAGCAGGGAAGCAGCAGGGGCAUAAAGAGAGGGGGGCGAGCUGGUUUCCGGACCGAGGAGAGGAAAGGCUCGGAACUCAGAACAGCGCCGAAUUGGCUCCAAGUAAGGUGACGGAUCUAGCAAUGUACGACGGGGCACAAGCCAAUGCAAGCGCCCAAAUGAAGGUACGGAGGAAGAACGGCGGCAGUUCCUUCCUGCCCAUGAAACCAGCGGCCAAAACUAUGUCAGAUGCGAAGCAGCCCAAGAACGUCAGCCGUGCUUCUUCUCUGGGCGGCGACCUCCGGCCCGCCAAAGACGGGAAGAGGCGGAAGGUGCGCAGCGGCACGUGGAGCAAGGAGCUCAUCCACAAAAUUGUCCAGCAGAAAAACAAACUCCACAAACUGCACCCGAAGAGCAGCAAAGCCGCCCCGGCCCUCUCCUCCCUGCUCGCCGACCGCCUGCUUCCGGAAACGAAAGCCGACAAGUUCGGCGAGUACGAAUACAUCUCGGAAUCGGACGACGAGAGGGUGGAAUACGCCAAGCGCCACUGCCGGAGGAAGCUCGGGUCGAGGUUCAACGGGAGGUCGAGAAGUAGCUUCAGUCGGAGGUGCCAAGGGAGAGGGGGGAGGGAGAAGGAAAAGGAGCCGGCCUGGAGAUACGGUCCAAGGAGAGACGGCCAAGAGCCCAAGAGAGCCACAAGCAAGGAGGACUGUGUGGCCAGAGUGCUCAGGAGAAGCCGUCAGUCAUCAACCAGUAGCUGCGGGAGCACGGGUUUAUCCAGCGAAAGCAGCAACAGCCCCCAAAGCACUGAAAGAGCUGAUUCAGACACGGAGAAGGAGAACGAGCAGAGGAAGAGACCCCUGCAGAGCUCCAGGCAUGCCGGACCUCUUCCGAGAGAACCACCUAACGUUCCUGAGAAACAAAUGGUUGGGAGGAGCCAUAAAACGUCCUCUGACCUGUCCGCAGAGCCAAGCAGGGUUGACUCACCCAUAACCCAGCCGGUAGCUUUCGAGGAGUAUCAGAGGGACAGUCCAGACAUCUCCCCGCCGCGUCACAGCAAAGGUGUUCUUGACAAUAGCCCAUCCGUGCUUUUUUGUAUGGAAGAUUCAGAACAGUACAACAGGAGUUCUGGCCCUGAUGCUGAUCAUCCAAGGUCUAUGCCGAAAGUCCCAGAUUUCGGCAUAGGAGUGAACCAAAACUGCCACCGCUUCGCUGCCUAUAAAGGCGAGGCCUUGAAAUACCAGGCCGAUGAAUUCGUCAGCCCAACCUCCAUUGGUAACCACAGCAUCACUAAUGACGAGUCCGCCAACUAUGAACGAGUUGACAUGAAAUGCCUGAAGAAGCAAAAGGAAUUCAUUGCUCCUAUCAGCUGUUGCAAUGAUAAUCCCAUUGGCAUAGAGAUAGCCAGGAAAGGACCUCAUGCACUUGGGAACGCUGCCGAAGCAUUUUAUGACUGCAAGGAAUUGUCCAAUGGCUAUGACUCAUCGGGCCUCUUCUCUGGGCCUCCAGUCACUGAAGCAGCCCAUGGAGACAACAUCUACUUGUGCCAGGAAGAUGUUGACAUCGGCUCCUUCAAGCAGAAACACCACGAGAUCGCGCCCUAUGAAGCUGAUAAUGAGCUCAGCCAAGUCUCUUCUCCUCUUAGCUUUGAGUCUUCUUCAGUAUUUGGGGAGCUCCCCGUCGCUGACUUUGAUGCCACCUUAUACGACGGCAUGGCUUCAAGCAAGGACAGCUAUGUUCCCUUUGAGUGUACUGGUCAUCAGCUUGGCAAAAUGAUCCCCUUUGACCAGCAGUAUUCAUCAUUCCUGCAAGAAAAGGACUGGAACCUGAUGGAGGAAGCCUCCCCUGUGUUGUCGGAAGACCUCGCUCCGUUUCACAGCCUCUCUGUUGAAAAAGCAGUAGCAAAGAGGUACCCGGGUGAUAUUGACCACAUGCCUUUGCCCGAGAGGAUGGCUGAUUACAAUGUGCCUUUCAUGAGCGGUAUAUCGGAUGAUGAGCUUGAGAUCAAAAGGCUGGUCACUGAGCUUGAAAGUCAGCUGCAAACGAGCAAACUUAAUAUGGAGGAGGCAUCUGUUGAGCACCAAACACCCAAACACCACACCACCACCACUGAAAACAAGGAAGCUGUUCACCCGUUUUUGCCCUUAACUCUGGACCAGGAUGGUGAUGGGAAAGGAUUAUUCCUAAUGGAGGCCGAGUUUGAGGAUGCAAACCUCCUUUCCGCAAAAGCUUGCGGCUGUGAAAACCCAGGAAAUGAGAAAACACUACUUCCGACUUUAGACGGCAAAUACGGAAGCCACAGGGACCCUUGGCCAUGCUCGGUGCCAUUCAGCCCAUUACAGCCCUCCAUGCAUGCACCAUCUGCUGCUGACCUGAUGCUGGCAGGUCCUUUUAGCUGCAAAGGCGACCAAGGCGAACUUCAUGGAAACCUGAAGGGUGUCAUCAUCUCUGGAGAAGAUGACUUUAGGGAGAUAAGGGAUGCGUCUGCCAUAGUCAUGCAAGAUUCACACCUUUCAGACCUAUCUGACAACCUAGGGGCUCCCAGCUAUACAGACCAUUUAAUACCCAGCCCCAAUCCAUUGUUCCCUAAAACUCUGGAGGCCAACAGCCUAAACUUGCACGAGGCUUUGCCACCGAGAGCAGAUGCCGUCCCAGAAUUGCCACCAAAGGAGAAAGCAUUUGAUAGCCCUGCAGAGUUAGAAUCAUAUGACCACCAGGUCCCCUGUUUGCAACCGGAAUUUGGGCUACCAGACGUUGGCGCUCGAGAGGCUGGUGGCAACUUGCCUCCUAAUGCACAAAGUAUCAAGGACCCAGAAGAAAGGCACUUUCACAAGACCAGGUCACCCAAAACAUUAGAAAGCUCAACACCCUUCCAAAGAAGCCAGGAUGGCUCCGUGCUUCUGGAAAAGGCCGAGGAGAUUGAAAGCCAAACUGUUGACCAAAGCCCAGCCCCCUGCGAUAAGGCUAGCGAUGGAGAACAUUUGCAUUUUGAUGUGUUGACCUUUUCCAAGGAAUUGGAUGAAGAGGCAGAAUACGAGCCAGCACCCCAAGGGAAGGCAGCUAACCCACUGCAGCAGCUGCAAUUAUUUGUGGCCAGGACCGUCAAAAACAACGAAGAAGACUUGCUGAUGCCCUGUUUCCCAGUUCUACAUCCUGCUAGUCACCUGCCCACAACUGCUGAUAUCCAUCCUGAACAGGAUGAGGAGUCCAUGGGUGGUGUGCAGAGCGAAGAGAUGGCAGAGAGCCCCACAUUGGAGAAAAGGAAAGGGUCCCUGGUUGAAGGAUCUGAGAACAUAACCCAAGUAUCUGAUCCAAUCCAAGUGUUUUUGGAACCAUGCAAGGAGGUGGAGUAUCUUGGCGACAGGCUCUCCUGUGUUACAAAGCCAGCACUGCUAGAGAGCCCUGAAAUGCACAAUAAUGUUACAGGGGAGGAACAGCACCACUUAGAAGAUGAAUGUUCAGGGAUGGGUGACAUUAAUAUGUGUGCAGAUGGCGUCUCCCUGGAGCACAGUAACCUCUCACCGCUCAGCAACCCAAUGGUAACCUCAUUGAUAAGGGAGGAGGGAACUCAAGGCGGUCAAGUUACAGGAGAGGUGGAGGAAGACCAGGAAGAGGCAACCUUGGCAUUUAGGAACCACAGAAAAUCCCCCUUAAGCCCUGGAUCAUCUGAGAAGGAAGCUCCCAGCUGUGCUUUGUCAGCCAUGCUCAAAGGGCCUGCUGCGUGCUGCUCUCCUUGGGGUGAGCGAUGCCAUGAGGACCAAGCGUCGGGGACUGCAAAAGCCCACCAGAGAAAAGGCAGCCGGGAUCAGGUGGGACAGCUGCAGCGCAGCCUGUCUUCAGCUUCCUCCAGCCUUCCUGCACAACAGUUUGAGGAUGAUUAUCUCCUGCCCAGAACAGACUUCAGCUCAGGAACGGGCUUGGUUUCAGCAGAAGACCGUGGCUUAGGGAAACAAAGCAGUCACUAUGUAGGAGGCCCCCUGGAUGGUUCCUCUCUGGAGGUUGACUUUUCUGAUCAGAAAGAUGUGCUGAAAAAGGACAUGGGUGAUGUAACAUCCUCUGGCUUUGGGAUGCCACCAUCAGAAGAUGCUCAUGGUCUGACUGCUGCAGAGGGCCACCACAUCCCACUCUUGGCAUGCGGGUUCUCCUCUGGUGCUGAGCAGACUGCUGUUGGCAAUCACACACAGAGUCCUUCAGAGCACAGGGAACAGGAAGGAGCACUACCGUUCCCUCCCAGCAUGCACCAUUGUAGCAACGUUUCUCCCCUGUCCUUGGAUAUGGCGGACAACAUGCCUCCAUGUCUUGCAGAAGAUGCGGCCCAUGACUUGGCAGAACCUUCAGAGAACAUCCCUAUGCAUUCAACCUCUUCUCUGCACUCUGGUAAUCGGGUGCCAUCCCUUGUCAAAACAGAAAGAUCCUUGAAACUACACACAAACAUCUGCAAAUCCCCCAGCCAGCUGCUGUUUAAAAAGAAGGACCUUUCUGAAGAUCUGCCCAGGCAUCCUGAUCAUGAAGACAGUGACGUGUGUUCUGUAAGGGACAUGAUCACCAGUUCACAGCCACCAUCUCUGCAAGGCAUCUUGCUUGAGCAGCCCCUGUCAGAGACGGAUUCCGCUCUGAUUACUAGUAAACAUGCGGAAUUAAUAUCAAUGCCCCAGGAGGCAAAGGAAGUUGAAAGCUGCCCCCAGAAAGAUCAACCCCAGCCAGGGAUCUUAAGCAGAGAUGUUGAUGCUCAAGAGGUGCCAGUGGUCAAUCCCACCAAAACAGCUAAUGGUUGUGGCGCUGACCUCAGUGCUGAUCAAUAUCUGGAGAUGGCAGAGGCAGGACCCCAAAAUGCUUCACAGAACAUAGAUAGCAGAAGGAACAAUUUGGAGAAUGAAGACUCCGAAUUGAAUGGGACAGUGGAAGGGACUUCUAGCUGCAUGGAGCAAGAAGAGAGCAAAGGGGGAAGUCUAGGAGAUGGUUCCAAGACAGGGCAACCAAAAGCAAAGAAGAGGAAUGGGCUGCCAGUCAGCUGUGAGAUUUGCUCAGUUUCUUUUAGAUCCAAAACGGGGCUGAUGAGACACAAAGCCGUGAAACAUCAAAAGAAAAAGGACAGCGCUUCGUUGCUGGAUUCCAAUCUUGCACCACUGGAAAAAGUAUUAAAGUCAAGCACGCAACUCCCAAGGGAAAACAGAAAGACGUCCACCAGAGAGAAAACAUCUAGCUCACACAUUUCAAAAGCACCCAAGGGCCAACCCUUCCCUAAAUCCUACGGAAGCCAAAGAAAGGAACACAGUAAAGAAAUCCAAGAAGUUAUUAGCAAAGUACUCAGUGACCUUAAUGUCACUUCAUUGGACAUAACCCAUGAACUUCAAGCCACAAAUAGGCCAAGGAAAGAAGUUAAAACCAAGGGUAUGAGCUCACAGGUGGAGGGAUCAGAUGAGCUGGCCCCCAGGUCUAGAAAAGAACCAAAGGCAAGAAGAAAGGACAGAGAGGUCAGUGCUGGGGGGCCAGACGGUUUUGCUGGGAAGAAACUAAAGGGAAAAGCAAGGAAAGCCAGAGUGGUUUCAAGCCAAAAUGAGAUAAGCAGAUCUUCUCAUCUGGAGACUGAGACCCCUAAGAUAUGCUCUAACAUGACUCCCUGCACUGUAGGCCUCGUUCUGACCACCGUCACUGAAGAACAGGAGAGCAGCUCUACCUCAGCAAAAGAACAGGCCAACGUACGGUCACCUUCGCCUCCUCGCCCUUUGACAGUCACAGAAUUGGAAGAUGCUGGUGAAAGAAGAUCCUCAGCCAAGGAGAUAGCUGGACAAACACCUCUUCAGGAUAUCGAGAGCUGUCAAGAGCAGGCAGAAGAUCUAGAGUCAGAAGGGAAGCAGCACACACAAGAGAGAUGGCCAAGUGGAUCCACAGAAGACGUUAAGGACGUGCUGGGCGAUGUUCAGGAAGAUCAAGACAAGGACAGAAGCAGAAAAGAACCUGAGUCAAAGGAGAGUUCUUUUGAAGAGAUGAACUGUAGAAACCAGAAUAACCCAAUGAUAUGUAUACCAAGUCCCAAUAGACUAGAACAGUCCUGUCAUGCUGGAGCUGCUGAAAAGAAUUUCCCAGAUGUCAUAGUAGAGAAAGCAUCUGAUGCUGAUGGCUCUUACUCUGUGGAUUCCAAGUCCUGGAGGAUGGAAGAGCUUCAUCCAAGGAAUGAGGCCCCUGGUGAUGGUACGGCAGAGCCAGACCUGCAGAGCUUGUUUGAUGACGACUCUACAUUUUCACAGCUUUUCCCCAGAAAUGACCACUUUGCCCGUAGAAAGUGCACCCGGGUGUAUGGAAAGCGGACCAAGAAACCCAAACCUGUUGCAGAGGUGAACACUAGGACAGAAGGCACGGCGGACCUCUUUACGAUCCGGAUGGCUUCAGAUCUUGGUGAAACCAGCUCUUUCUGUGUCACCAGGGAGGAUCCUUGUGAGUAUGACACCAUCUCCAUCGAUGACGCUUUGAUGCUUGACAUGUGUCAUGGCAGCAAAGCAGUGGCAAGUGACAACAGUUCUGGAUCCACCAAAAGCAUGGCUCUUCAGCCAGAUACCAGAAGGAGGGAAGAAGUUACCAGUGUGAAGAACGGCGGUGCAUUGAGUGUCCUAUGCCAAAGGAGUCCAACAGGGACUCUUCCAAGCUUGAGUAGCUGGGGUAGUCUUGAGAAGAAGGAAGAAAACAUUUCUGCCGAUGGAGCGUUACUCAGCCCAUCCAUGGAGCUCACUAAAUCAGAAAUGGAAGCCAGCCCAGAACCUCCUAACCUGGAAGAAGAGUCCUACGACACUAGAACGAAUGAAGACUCAUGCUCACCUGUGUUUCAAACAAUCAAUAUGGAGAUGUUGAAUGCAAAGUUUGAGAUGACAGACAUGUGCUUCUACAGUGUUGGGGAAGAUCAUCUCAGUCACUCAGAUGAUGAAUGCACCUUAGGUUUCAAGUCAACAUCAGUCCUGCAAGGCAGACCCAUGAAAAAUAAGCUAGAAGAAGGAAAGCAGGGGAAAACCCGGAGUGACUUGAACCUCAAGACAAAAGACAAGCAAUACAAAUGCAAAGUAUGCUUCCAGUGGUUCCUUACUUUGGGAGAACUGGACUUUCACAAGCUCACCCACAACCCUUCCCCUCCUCCAACGUGUUACAUGUGUGUCCAGAGGAAGUUCAGCUCAAGGGAACAGCUGAGGGACCAUCUGAAGGAGAAGCAUGCCAAGAACAAAGCCGGCCUGUGGGCCUGCGGGAUGUGCCUGAAGGAGAUCUCUGAGGUCUGGAUGUACAAUGAGCAUUUGCGAGAGCAUGCCACUCAGUUUGCCCGGAAAGGCCAGGCUCAGAAGACGGUCCUGGGAUUGCCCGGCUGUUUCAGUGAAGACGAAGCAGCCGUCACCCAUUUCCUGAACUCCAUCAUAUGUCGGAAGCCCAGCAAGCCCUCUAAGCAUGUCGACGCCGGAAGCAGAGCACCUGCUUGCAAAGAGAGCAGAGAGCCCAGAGAGCCCCCUGGGCAAGAAACAGGGGUCAACAAGGACUCGCUGGAGGUGCCCUUCAGAACUAAACCACCAGCAUCCUCCUCCAAAGCAACAGCAGCCCCAUCUCCUGACCCUGCCCCGAAAGUGGAUGGGGCUCCGAAGUUGAUGCCUAUGCACCCCGAAUGCAAAGAUCCAUCUCGUGAUUGCCACCACUGUGGGAAGCAGUUCCCCAAGCCCUUCAAGCUCCAGCGCCAUCUGGUGGUGCACAGCUUGCAGAAGAUCUACCUGUGCCACAAGUGUCCGAUGUUCUACCAGGAGACCAAAGAGCUCCGGAGCCACCUCAGCCAAGAGCACGGGAUGGCUGAGGAGACAGACAUCAAGCACACCACGCUCUACGCCUGCGAGCUGUGCGCCGAUGUCAUGCACGUCAUCAAGAAGUCCUUCAUCUGCAGCACCUGCAACUACACCUUCUCCAAGAAGGAGCAGUACGACCGGCACAUGGAGAAGCAUCUGGUGGGAAGCAGCAAGACCUUCAGGUUCCGAGGUGUCAUGCGGCCUGGCACCUCUGCUAAGGAUGGGGAGAAGAAAAUCAAAGAGGAGGUGUGCCCAAGGGACAAUGUGCCAAUGGCCAAGAAGAAGAAAGUGGCCCACCACAGCAGCUCACUUGCACCAGGGUCACCUCGGGACUUGGAUUGUAGUGAUGCACCCCAACUAGCUAGUGAGUCUCUGCUACCUCCUUGUGGGCCUCUGUCCAUGGCAGCCAAUGGGGUCAUAACACCUCCAGCCCAGAUCCCUGUAAAAACAGAAGAUCUGGUGGGUGACUUCCCUAGUCUCUUGGCUGAAGCAGAAAAAUCUCCAUUUCAUGGCCUGUCUCCACCCCCUCCUCCUGCACCCAUGGAGGUAUCAAAGGGCCCAGAAUCCAAGCACAUUGCUGCACUUUCCACAGGACUACAGAUGGAAGGAGACUCCCCUGGUGAGAACCUAUCUCCUUUCUUAGACUCUUCUGGUCCAGUUAGCAUUAAUCUCUCCAGCUUAGCACAUAACAAUCCAGUGGCAGCCUCACCGUCACUGUCCGUGGCUCAUCUCUCUGAGAAGCACGACAAGGAACCAGAUAUUCCAGAAAACAUCAUCUUGAGCAGUAAAGCAGAACAAGCCAUGGGGAUGUGGGACCAUCAACAGUUAGAUGAAAACCCCAUGAGCAAGAAGCCAGAGCUUUCUGCUGCAAGUCUUGAAGCUAUGGAGUGUAAGGAGUCUCCUAAAACACGGUGUAGUAGCAACCCUAAGCCAAAUGAAACAGCUCCUCAGGGAAGUUCCACCAAGCUACUGUUGCCUGAAACUCCCCUCCCUGCAUUGCCUCUGAAGGACAAGACAUCGUCACCUGCCCUAAACCGGCCCGCCAAAGAGACUCCUUCAAAGAAGGUCACGGUUGGCCAGGCUCAUGCUGAGAAUGCUGUUAGUGUCCCCUGCUCCAUGGGCAGCACAGAAGAGGUCUUCAAGCCUCCCUCCUUGAAAGACAAGGCCCUACCAGAUACGGAUGCUGCUUACCCAAAAGUCAACGGCACCGCCAUCGGCACGAAAGAGAGCAACCCGACCAAGCCUGGGAGCGGCCAUCUCCGAAGCGAGGCAGCAGGCACCCUGGCAAAACAUAACCAUUCCGAUCUCAGCAAAGGCCAAGAAAGACUGGCAGCAAACCAUCUGGCCAAGCUGCACCCCAAAAAGAGGAAAGAGCACAAGUGCUCCCACAAAGGGAGUUCAGCCUCCCGGGAGAACAUUGCGGGCGACGGAGGCAAGAAGAAGAAAGCCCGGACGCAGGACGCAGCCAGGGGCGAGGGCGUCGGAGGGUUCAAAAGGGCAGAGUGGCCCAAUGGCGAAGGACUGGCCCUCUCCCCUCGGAAGAGGGACACUCACUGCAACAAACUGACCCCCAAGCUCAAGGGGGCCGUGGCUGGCGGCCAGCUCAAAAAAUUGGUGCUGGACCAGUGCUUUCAGAAGAAAGCAGAGAUCCGCCAUGCCAACGGAGACUUGAGACGCAAGAAGGACAUCUUGGGCAGCAAGGCCUUCCACCACCUCUUAGCCAAAGACCCCUCCACCUCCCUGCCCAGCUCUUUAAACAGGCACAGAGCUGUCCAAGGUGCUAAGCUGCCUGAUACUCACAAUUACAGGACGGCGGAAUCCCAGAACAAUCUCUUAAGCCAACUGUUUGGGCAGAAAUUAACUAGCUUUAAAAUUCCUUUAAGAAGAGAUACUUCUGAGUAAUUUAUGAAAGUGACUUAUGGUGAUCCUUUGCUGCUUUCAUGGGGUUUGCAAGGGGGGGGAGAAUUAUCAAAGCAUUAAAUUCGUUUGUGUAGCGUGAUUUCUCUGUCUAGCUUAAAUGAACUUGCACUGCAGCCUCUGAAAUAGUUUUGCUUUGUGUCUUACUAAUCUACUUUAAUUCACCUGAUUUAUCAUGCAAAUGCUAGAACUUUGAUGUUGCUGAUGAUUUUCAUGAACUAAAACUGUAAUCGCUUUGGGCAGAGCAAAGCGUCAAGAGGAAAUGCUUUAUUGGAGAAGUGCUGAGGUUAUAAGGGAUACUUGCAAAUCCCAGCCCCUUUUUAGACUGUGUCUCUGUUAUCUUUGUACAAAGUACUUGAAAAGAUGAACUUCAUUUCAGAGACGUCUUAUUCAUAAGGUGCAGUACACUGUAGAAAGCAUUUUUUCCCCCUUCCUGGAGAUUUUGCACAAAUAAUCCCAAACGAUUUCAUUUAAUUGGGAACCAGCCUAAGACAUGAUACAAUUUUUAAAAAAAAUUAAAUUAAGAACGAAGCAGGCCUCGGUUUGACAGACAGCCAUUUCCAAGAAUGUGGCAUUCAGAAAGAACUGGUACGGCCAUGACAGGUGUUUUGAAAGUUACUGCCUUUAUUAGACCACUGUAAAUGUUGCCGAAAGGGAUUUUUAAAAAAUGUUUAUUUUUUAAAAGAGAAAUGUAUGUGCCCGCCCCCCUCUAACCUAGCUAAACUGCACCUUGAAGAUUUGUGAUAUAGUUUCUUUUUAACUAUUGUUUUAAUUAUUAAUAUUUUCCGGCGAGAAAACUGUGCCCACUUAACAACCCCACGCAGCACUGUGUCCUAAUGACCUGUAACAAAUCAUGUUAAACAAACAAACUCUUACUGUAUUGAGAUAGUUGCUAGACUUGGUAUGGGCUUUAUACUAUGCAGUUAACUGGUGCUAUUUUUAUUUUUGUAAUGUGAAUACAG
Molecule: messenger RNA, 14002 nt
Organism: Elgaria multicarinata webbii
Lineage: Eukaryota; Metazoa; Chordata; Lepidosauria; Squamata; Anguidae
Gene: ZNF469
Product: zinc finger protein 469
Exons: 3
Coding region: 249-13025 (4258 amino acids)
Source: RefSeq, a predicted model, not a curated record